Molecule: messenger RNA, 858 nt
Organism: Lachancea fermentati
Lineage: Eukaryota; Fungi; Ascomycota; Saccharomycetes; Saccharomycetales; Saccharomycetaceae
Source: the annotation of a GenBank genome assembly
AUGGGCUUGCUUCCUUUUGAUUUGAACCCUGUUUUGGGUGCUCUUAUUGCUCUUGGAUUAAUUGUUAUUUUAGCCAAGGCAUUUGGAGCAAAACCCUCCGAACCUGUACUGGUGAAGGAUCAAUUCAAGGAAUUUCCCUUGAUUUCCAAGACAGUCUUGUCGCAUAACACAGCAUCUUAUAGAUUUGGCCUUCCCAAGCCAACAGAUGUCUUGGGACUGCCAAUUGGUCAGCACAUUUCUAUAAAGGGAGUGGUGAACGGAAAAGAGUUCGUGAGAUCCUAUACUCCAACCUCUUUGGAUUCUGAUUCAGUAGGCUAUUUUGAAUUGUUGAUCAAAUCAUAUGAACAAGGUAAUAUUUCCAAACUAAUUGGGGAAUUGGAAAUUGGUGACAAAAUUCAGGUCCGUGGACCCAAGGGUUUUUACACGUACACACCAAACAUGAAUUCUGAAAUCGGCAUGAUCGCAGGUGGUACCGGUAUUGCGCCCAUGUAUCAAAUCAUCAAGUCAAUUCACGCUAAUCCCUCCGACAAAACCAAAGUUUUCUUGGUUUAUGGAAAUCAAACCGAAGACGACAUUUUGUUGAAGAAAGAAUUGGACGCUAUAGUUUCUUCAAAACCAGAUCAAUUUAAGGUCCGCUACUUGCUAGACAAGCCAGCGAGAGACACUUGGGAUGGUGGUAUUGGAUAUGUCACUACUGAAGUGAUGAAGGAAUAUUUGCCGGCCUCUUCAGAUUCGGUCCAAUUACUGGUGUGUGGGCCACCAGGGAUGGUCUCAUCGAUCAAGAGAAACUCUCAAAGCCUUGGUUUUGCGAAGGCUAAGCCAAUUUCCAAGAUGGGCGAUCAAGUGUUUAUCUUUUGA